GUGGUCCUCUCAUUACUUUUGGCUUGCCAUGCUUGUGUCUUAAGAGAAGCUUGUCGCUAUGUUUGUCAAUUUAUGUUUUCAAAAGAAAGUAAACUAUACAAGCUUCUGAAAAAGAUCUUGUCAUAGAUAUUUUGGUAGGAGAACAUUUAUUGAUAUAAAUGCCAACCAAAGUUGGUCUAAUUCUAACCCCAUAUUGAGAUAAAGAUUUCGUCUUCGACUUAAUCGUUGUAUCUAUAUAUAGUUCUCUCUUUUCAUGUACAAAGAUCAUCAAUUCCUCUUAGUAUAUAUCAGAACCAGGUUUUGAUAUAGCUUAUGAGCCCACCACACAUGUGAACAUUCAAGCUUGUUCUUUCUUAUUCCCUCUGUUUAGAUUCAUUCCUAGUCCUAAUUCUCAUAAAUGCCAAAGAACAUUUGCUCUGUCUUUGUAUAGGAAAGUUACAUUGAAAGAUGAAGAUACAAUGUGAAGUGUGCGAGAAGGCUGAAGCAGAAGUACUUUGUUGUUCAGAUGAAGCUGUUCUAUGCAAGCCAUGUGACAUUAAAGUUCAUGAAGCUAACAAAAUUUUCCAAAGACAUCACCGAGUCGCCUUACAUAAAGAUGCAUCCUCAGCCACCACAGCCUCUGGAGCUCCUCUAUGUGAUAUCUGCCAGGAGAGAAAAGGGUACUUCUUCUGCUUAGAGGACAGAGCAUUGCUGUGUAAUGAUUGUGAUGGAGCCAUUCACACAUGCAAUUCUCACCAAAGAUUUUUACUUUCUGGAGUACAAGUUUCUGAUCAGUCUUUAACUGAAAACUCCGAAUGUAGCACUAGUUUUGGCUCUGAAACUUGCCAGAUUCAGUCAAAAGUCUCUCUGAAUAGUCAGUACUCUAGUGAAGAAACUGAAGCUGGAAACUCAGGGGAGAUAGUACACAAGAAUCCUUCUGUAAUCUUAAGACCUUAGAGAUACACACAACAUCAUGGUUCCGGCCGGAGCCAUUGAAGUCUAAUAAUAAAAGUUGCUGUAAUUAAGUAAAUAUAUUAUUUCACUCAGAAGAAAAACUGGUUGAGGAAUCAAAUCCCUUUGUUACAACAAAUAUAUUAAAACAUGAUUUAACAACUAAAG
Arabidopsis lyrata subsp. lyrata is the source of this 1098-nucleotide messenger RNA. Its product is annotated as B-box zinc finger protein 23. Bases 448 to 936 code for a protein of 162 amino acids. Gene Ontology annotation, biological process: regulation of DNA-templated transcription; photomorphogenesis. The transcript has 2 exons. NCBI's taxonomy places the organism in Eukaryota, Viridiplantae, Streptophyta, Magnoliopsida, Brassicales, Brassicaceae. Gene Ontology annotation, cellular component: nucleus. The record is from RefSeq and is a predicted model, not a curated record. Gene Ontology annotation, molecular function: zinc ion binding.